Molecule: messenger RNA, 3495 nt
Organism: Chrysochloris asiatica (Cape golden mole)
Lineage: Eukaryota; Metazoa; Chordata; Mammalia; Afrosoricida; Chrysochloridae
Gene: TSC1
Product: tuberous sclerosis 1
Exons: 21
Coding region: 1-3495 (1164 amino acids)
Biological process (GO): negative regulation of TOR signaling; negative regulation of cell population proliferation; regulation of cell cycle
Cellular component (GO): TSC1-TSC2 complex
Source: RefSeq, a predicted model, not a curated record
AUGGCCCAACAAACAAACAUCGGGGAGCUCCUCUCCAUGCUGGAUUCCUCCAAGUUGGGUGUGCGAGAUGACAUAACAACUGUCUUUAAAGAGAACCUCAAUUCAGACCGAGGCCCUAUGCUUGUAAACACCUUGGUGGACUAUUACCUGGAAACUAAUUCUCAGCCGGUAUUGCACAUCCUGACUACAUUGCAAGAGCCACAUGAUAAGCACCUCUUGGACAAGAUCAACGAACAUGUGGGCAAAGCCACCACUCGUUUAUCCAUCCUCUCUCUCUUGGGGCAUGUGAUCCGACUGCAGCCAUCAUGGAAGCACAAGCUCUCUCAAGCACCUCUUUUGCCUUCUUUACUAAAAUGUCUCAAGACUGACACCGAUGUAGUAGUCCUCACAACAGGAGUUUUAGUGUUGAUAACCAUGCUACCAAUGAUCCCACAGUCUGGGAAACAGCACCUUCAUGACUUCUUUGAUAUUUUUGGCCGUCUUUCAUCUUGGUGCCUGAAAAAACCAGGCCAUGUGACAGAAAUCUACCUUGUCCAUCUCCAUGCCAGUGUUUAUGCGCUCUUUCAUCGUCUUUAUGGAAUGUACCCUUGCAACUUUGUCUCCUUUCUACGUUCUCACUACAGUAUGAAGGAAAACUUGGAGACUUUUGAAGAAGUAGUCAGGCCAAUGAUGGAGCAUGUGCGAAUUCAUCCGGAAUUAGUGACUGGAUCCAAGGACCACGAACUGGACCCUCGAAGGUGGAAGAGAUUAGAAACACAUGAUGUUGUCAUAGAGUGUGCCAAAAUCUCUCUGGACCCUACAGAAGCCUCAUAUGAAGAUGGCUAUUCUGUGUCUCACCAAAUCUCAGCACACUUUCCUCAUCGUUCAGCUGAUGUCACCGCCAGCCCUUAUGUUGACACACAGAAUAGCUAUGGGAGUACUACUUCAACCCCUUACUCUACUUCUCGGCUGACGUUCAAUACGCCAGGGCAGCUACCUCAGAAUCUGAGUUCCCCAUCAACACGGCUGUUAACUGAGCCGCCACAAGCUACUCUCUGGAGCCCAUCUAUGGUUUGUGGUAUGACCACUCCUCCAACUUCACCUGGAAAUGUCCCACCUGACUUGUCACAUUCUUACAGUAAAGUCUUUGGUACAACUGCAGGUAGAAAAGGAACCCCUCUGGGGACCCCAGCAACCUCUCCUCCUCCAGCCCCACUCUGCCACUCAGAUGACUAUGUGCACAUUUCAGCCCCUCAGGCCUCAACCACACCCCACAAGAGGGAAGAGAGAACAGAUUCUACAAGGCCAUGUCCCCACAGACAACAGCAUCGUCCUAAUGACAGAGGAUUAGAAGAGUCACAUAGCAGCAAAGGUUCUGUCACUCUGAGUGACCUUCCAGGGUUUUUAGGUGAUCUGGCCUCUGAAGAAGAUAGUGUUGAAAAAGAUAAAGAAGAAGCUGCAAUAUCUAAAGAACUUUCUGAGAUCACUACAACAGAAGCCGAGCCACCUGUGGUUCCACGAGGAGGAUUUGACUCUCCUUUCUACCGAGACAGUCUCCCAGGUUCUCAGCGAAAGACCCAUUCAGCAGCCUCUGGUGCACAAAGCGCUACUGUGAACCCUGAGACUUUAAACUCCUCUCUGGACAAGCUUGGGCCUGACACACCAAAGCAAGCCUUUACUCCCAUAGACCUGCCCUGUGGAGGUGUUGAUGAAAGCCCUGUUGGAACCAGGGAAUGCCAGACUUCUUUGGAGAUGAAUAUCCUCACUCCCAGCCCUUAUAAGAUUCCACCUCAGAGGGGUGUGAGGUUUGGAAGUGGGCAGCCUCCCCCAUAUGAUCACCUUUUUGAGGUGGCAUUGCCAAAGACUGCCUAUCAGUUUGUCAGCAAGAAGACUGAGGAACUGUUUAAAAAAGCAAAAGGAAACACAGAGGAAGAUUAUGUGCCCUCUACCUCCCCGAUGGAAGUACUGGAUAGGCUGAUACAGCAAGGAGCAGAUGCACACACCAAGGAGCUUAACAAGUUGUCUUUGCCCAGUAAGUCUGUAGACUGGACCCACUUUGGAGGCUCUCCUCCCUCAGAUGAGAUCCACACUCUUCGCAACCAGCUGCUUCUUCUGCACAACCAGUUACUCUACGAGCGUUUUAAGAGGCAGCAGCAUGCUCUCCGGAACAGGCGGCUCCUUCGCAAGGUGAUCUGUGCGGCAGCUCUGGAGGAACACAAUGCUGCUAUGAAAGAUCAAUUGAAGUUACAAGAGAAGGAUAUCCAGAUAUGGAAGGUUAGUCUGCAAAAAGAACAAGCCAGAUACAAUCAGCUUCAGGAGCAGCAUGACACUGUGGUAACUCAGCUCCAUAGCCAGAUCAGACAGCUGCAACAUGACCGAGAAGAAUUCUACAACCAGAGCCAGGAAUUACAGACAAAGCUGGAGGACUGCAGGAAUAUGAUUGCAGAACUGCGGAUAGAAUUAAAGAAAGCCAACAACAAGGUGUGUCACACCGAGCUGCUGCUCAGUCAGGUUUCUCAGAAGCUCUCAAAUAGUGAGUCAGUCCAACAGCAGAUGGAGUUCUUGAACAGGCAGCUGUUAGUUCUUGGAGAGGUCAACGAGCUGUACUUGGAGCAACUGCAGAACAAGCAUGCAGACACAACCAAGGAAGUAGAAAUGAUGAAAGCUGCUUAUCGGAAAGAACUAGAAAAAAACAGAAACCACGUCCUCCAGCAGAAUCAAAGACUUGAUACCUCUCAGAAACGGAUUUUGGAACUGGAAUCUCACCUGGCCAAGAAAGAUCACCUAUUUUUGGAGCAGAAAAAAUACUUAGAGGAUGUCAAACUCCAGGCAAGAGAACAACUGAAGGCUGCAGAGAGCCGGUAUGAGGCUCAGAAAAGGAUUACCCAAAUGUUUGAAUUGGAGAUCUUAGAUUUAUAUGGCAGAUUGGAGAAAGAUGGCUUUCUGAAGAAACUUGAAGAAGAAAAAACAGAAGCAGCUGAAGCAGCAGAAGAGAGGCUUGACUGUUGUAAUGACGGCUGCUCCGAUUCAAUACUAGGGCACAAUGAAGAGAUUUAUGGCCACAAUGGUGAGACCAAGAUCCCCAGACCUGGCAGCACCCGGGGCAGUAGUGGAAGUAGAGGAGGCGGAGGAAGCAGCAGCAGCAGUGAGAUUUCUACCCCAGAGAAACCCCCGAACCCGAGGGCAGGCCCAUUCAGCCUUCGGUGGGAAACUACCAUGGGAGAGCCCUCUACCAGCAUCCCUAUGACCGUUGGCUCACUUCCCAGUUCAAAAAGCUUCCUGGGCAUGAAGGCUCGAGAGUUGUUUCGUAAUAAGAGCGAGAGCCAGUGUGAUGAGGACGGCAUGACCAUCAGUAGCCUUUCUGAGACCCUGAAGACAGAACUGGGCAAAGACUCAUGUGUGGAAGCCAAGACUCCCCUGAACCUAGAUGGCCCGCACCCAUCUCCCCCAAACCCAGACAGUGUUGGACAGCUUCAUAUCAUGGACUAUAAUGAGACUCAUCAUGAACACAGCUAA